AUGGAAUCUAGCGUAGCGACCGGGUGGACCUGGAAGGGUCCUACAACGCUAGUGUUCCUGCGUACCUCUACCGCUGUCAAAGGCUGGGCGUGCAACACCCUUAAAAGUGACAGGAGUUACGGCGCCUCGUACAACCGCGGUAGUCACGAGCCACCCCAUGUCAGGUGUAGUGGUUCCGCCAUUGUUUUUACGACACUAGAACACAGCACCGCUCGAGGUUCCCGCCACCGGAGCAGCACUAGAAACAUGCGCAGUAGUUCCGCCGUUGUUCGUACGACAGUAGAAGACAGCGCCACUCGACGCCCUCGCCUCCUGAGCAGCACUAGAACCACCCGUCGCAGCAGGACCGCGGGGAGCACUGGGAGAAGAGCCUAG
Molecule: messenger RNA, 375 nt
Organism: Rangifer tarandus platyrhynchus (Svalbard reindeer)
Lineage: Eukaryota; Metazoa; Chordata; Mammalia; Artiodactyla; Cervidae
Source: the annotation of a GenBank genome assembly